GGCUCCCCCCCCCGCCCGGCGCAGUGGGAGGCGCCUGGCGGCCCGCGUCACCCAUUGUUUACAAACCAACCCCAGCGGGCCGAGCUCCAGCUCAACCGCAGCCGCCGGGGCCGCGUGUGCUCGCGCGCGUGUGGCGGCGGCGGCGGCGGCGGCGCCCUCGGCGUGUGCGGCACGGCGGCGCCGGCCGAGAUGCCGUGCCGGCCGGGCGAGCGCUUCCUGCUGCUGGAGCGCUCGGUCGCCGUGGGGCCGGCCGGCUCCAAGGAGGUGGACGCGCUCGUGGCCAGGCUGGGCGAGGUGCUGCAGCUGAGCGCCCAGCGGGCGCCGCCGCCCCGCGCCCCGAAGCACCUGGGCCCCGGCAGCGCCCGGGACCGCGCCGCCCCCUACUCGCCGCGCUGCAGCGGCGGCGGCGGGCUCGUGGCGCCGCGGGGGCCGGCCCCGCCGCCGGCGCACCACCACCAGCACCACCGCGCCGAGUCCCCGCGCCCGGAGCGCGGCGGCCACCAGCGGGUCACCAAGCAGCUGUGCGGCCGCGGCUGGCUGCGGAGCGCCGCCCGCCGGAGGAAGCAGCCGCCGCCGGGGCCCGGCGAGGGGCCGGAGGAGGAGGAGGACCCGCACCGGCUCCUGCAGCAGCUCAUCCUCUCCGGGAACCUCAUCAAAGAAGCCGUCCGGCGGCUCCAGCUCGCCGCGGCCGCGGCGGCGGCGGCCGCGGCCUCCACGGCGUCCAGCGGCAGCGCCUCGGCGGGGAGCAGCGGCGCGGACGGCGAGGCGGCGGCUCGGCCGCCCCUGCAGUAGCCGCCGGCGGGGCCCCGCGGCGCAGGACUGGCGGCGGCGCCCGGACGUGGCGCUGGCGGCGGCGCCGUGAGUCGCCCCGCGCGGCGGCCGCGGGGGGAAGCGCGGGAGGCGGCGCC
Molecule: messenger RNA, 908 nt
Organism: Dromaius novaehollandiae (emu)
Lineage: Eukaryota; Metazoa; Chordata; Aves; Casuariiformes; Dromaiidae
Product: GSK-3-binding protein-like
Exons: 1
Coding region: 190-792 (200 amino acids)
Cellular component (GO): cytoplasm
Source: RefSeq, a predicted model, not a curated record